GACGAGCGGAUGCUAGUUUAGUAGCCGUCUAGGUGACCAGAGCGGCGCACGCGCCUAUGAUGCAACCUUUGGUUAUCUCAAAUUAGAGGUUGUAACACAAAUCUUUUGAAAAAGUUCGAAGUUCAAAUAUUUAUUUUUUCUGUUGAAGUCGAAGGUUUAGAGAAACGCGCGCGUAAAUUUUUGGCGGUUUCGUGGUGUUGCUUGUUGAAAAUAAUUGUGUUACUUUUUUGUUACUGCAAUCUUUGGAUAAAUAAUUCAAGAUGUUUCAAGGAGGCAUUUGGUCGAAGCUCCAGAAAUACUACAAGUGGUACGUGCUCGGUCUGGUCUCCAUCGGUUACAUUCUAGGGGAGCUGGGGCACUACCUUAUUGGCACGACGUCAAAGGUGACGGCGGAAGACCUGCACUACGGCGACAAAGCUUGCUUACUCAACGCUACACACCUGACGCUCAGCCAGCUGCCAAUAGUCUGCGAAAGCGUUAAUUCUUCAGAAAUAUGCGAGACAUUAUCGUUGAACGGCAGCAGAUAUUGCGAGUGGGGCUACAACGGGCUGGGCAUAGACUACCAGGUGCUGGCUGGACCUGCCUUCAUGGCGGUCUUCACGGUGGUCGGAGUCAUUCUCGGAGUGGUGGCUGACAAGUAUAACAGAGCGCGGGUGCUUUCCGUAUGCACCUUAGUCUUCGUAGUAGCCAUACUCCUCAUGGGCACAGUAACAGAAUACUGGCACCUGGUGAUACUUCGCAUGGUGAUGGCGGCGGGCGAGUCCGGGUGCAACCCCCUAGCUACCGGGAUCCUCACCGAUCUGUUCCCGGAACACCAGAGAGCGCUGGUGCUGUCAAUCUUCAACUGGGGCAUUUAUGGUGGAUACGGUAUCGCCUUUCCAGUUGGAAGAUAUAUCCCUGAUCUCAACGCGUGGGGAUUGAGUUGGCGUCUGUGUUACUACGGUGCCGGAAUCAUCGGUUUAUUCAUCGCCCUACUUACAUUCUUGACUCUUCGCGAACCAGAGAGGACCACCAUUGGAGAAGAAGAUGCCGGCAACAAUAAGACCAACGACGCGUCUCUGGAGGCCGGUAAGAAGAUGCCUCAGGUCACCAUCUGGCACGUCAUCGCCCAGCCGAGGAUCCUGCUCCUCUGCAUAGCUGCUUCCAUCAGACAUUGCGGUGGUAUGUGCUUCGCAUACAACGCUGACCUGUACUACCGCGACUACUUCCCUGAUGUGGAUCUGGGCUGGUGGCUGUUCGCUGUCACCGUCGGCAUCGGCUCCGUUGGUGUCGUAGCUGGAGGUGUUAUAUCUGACAAGUUCGUAGCAAAGAUGGGUGUGCGCUCGCGAGUGCUGGUACUCGCGCUGUCGCAGCUGAUCGCGACCCUGCCCGCCUUCGGCUCCGUAGUGUUCGGCCCGCUGUGGGCCAUGAUCACUUUGGCUAUUUCCUACUUCUUCGCUGAGAUGUGGUUCGGCAUUGUGUUUGCUAUUCUCGUGGAGAUAGUGCCUUUGUCUGUGCGCUCCACUACCGUGGGAGUCUUCCUGUUCGUCAUGAACAACGUGGGUGGAAAUCUGCCCAUUCUGGUGGACCCCGUCUCCAAAGCCAUCGGCUACAGAGAGGCCAUCAUGAUCUUCUACGCGGGAUUCUAUGCGAUCAGCAGUAUACUAUUCUUCCUGACGAUGUUCCUGAUGGACGGGCCAGUGGAGCCCCGCCCGGAACUGCCGAAGCCCACCACAACUGGCCUCGAUAACCGAGCCUAUUCUCACGACGAGCUAAACAAGACUGGAAGAAGUCUUCCAUCAGCCCCAGACGCGAGUAGACUAUGAAGACUCUAAAACUACAAAUUUUACGACCUUAAAAUAUUGCCAUAUGUAUGGCUUUCGUCUGUGUUCUUUGUAUACAAGGUUCUACUAAUUACUCUACAUUAAAUGAGUAAAUAUGUGUGGAAUCCAGCGAAGGCAGUAGGUUUUGAGCACUAUCCAAAAUACUGCCAGAUGUAUGGCUUUCACCGGUUUCUUUAUAUACAAGGUUCAGCAAAUUACUCCACUCUAAAUAUCCGUGGCAAAGAUGAGACAGUAGAAAUAAGUGACGAUCCAGCCAUCUUCUGGCCAGAACUCAAAUUACUAUGCGGAAGCUCUUGCAACAAAACUGUGUUAUUGGCUGCAAUCUUCUACGUGGAGAUUACUUCUCUAUUUUUAGCGGAAAGUCCGCAGAGUCAUUCAUCAUAACUGCCUAAUAUUACGUGGAGCAGUUAGAAGCAAUAGCAUUAAAAAUGUGAAUAUAGUUAUUGUUUGGAUGCGAAAGGGAUAAAACUUGCCUAAAGCCUAUCAAUGAAAAUAAUUCCAGAACUAUGUUCACGGAAACGAGUUAGUGUUAACGAAAGCUAAGCUUUUCUGUCAUUGCCCAGAUAGUAUUGUUGUCGUUAAUAUGGCAAAUAAUAAACGAAAGCUCCUUUUUUCAGUUUUUUUAGUUUUCAUUGAGUAAACUUAUAAACGAGGGGACUAUAGAAUUGUACAUAUUUUCGAAUGGAAAAAUAGACUCAAAUAAUACCAAUUGUAUGGCAAGUAGGUCACAAGCUAGAUACAAAUUCGACCGAAUGCUGAUUGGUGAGUUGUAAUCGCUAUAAAUGCUGGUACCAAUGGCUUAUCUUAAUGUGCUUGGUAAUGUUCUCGUCAGGACAGGAGUUAAUUAAAGGCAAAAACAAAUAUCAAUCCUGAAGCAUCCUUAAAUGUUUAUAUAUUGAUAUAAGAAAUACCGAUAAAGCAGUUAUAUCACCGUAAGGAUUGAGAUCAAGUCUCAUUACAAGUUAUGGUGUAGGAAAAACCAACAAUUGCUAUUUUAAUAUUAAGUUGCACUUUUUCUAUGCAGGUGAUCAGAUACUUGUUAUAAAAAGUAUUUUCAAUCUUUUUGACUUUAAUUUAUAAACUAUUAUAAUAAUUUUAAGUAUGUUUUAUGUAUGAAUGCAAUUAAUUGAAAUUAACUUUAAAAUUUAGAAACGAAAAUGUUUAUAGUUAUUUGUGACUUCAAGAAAGCUUAGUACUUAUGUUCAUAGUUUUUGUAUACCAAAGCAAUAAAUAAAAUUUAUAUCAUCUCAUUGAGUCUUUGCCUUGAUGUGAAAUAUGGUGUUGAUUUCUGUUAAAUUCCCAAUUAUUUUGAAACCCACAAUUCCUAGAAUAAAAUGCUCAUUUACUAAAUGGUAUAAAUGUUAAAAGUUGUACCUACUUACUGAGGGAUGCAGUUGCAAUGUGAUAUGAUUUUGUAAAUAUUUAUUAUGCAAUUAAGUGUAUUGUAAAUAAAAUAAAAAACAUUAUAAUACUUUUGGGUUUUUUAUUACUUUUAUUCUUUUCUAUUCAUCUAUAGAUGUUAAAACUUUGCUCUUCCCCUGUUUUUUAUAUUUGUAUAGCUUCUCUUUUCUUCUUGAUUUCCAAUAUUUUGUUUCUUCUUUUGACAAAACAUACUCACCAGUCAACACAACAGAGUUAAUUUUAUCUAAAACGGAGAAACAAAAUAAAUUAUACAACACAUU
This is a messenger RNA of Chilo suppressalis (striped riceborer), 3505 nucleotides long. The record is from the annotation of a GenBank genome assembly. NCBI's taxonomy places the organism in Eukaryota, Metazoa, Arthropoda, Insecta, Lepidoptera, Crambidae.